Messenger RNA from Molossus molossus (Pallas's mastiff bat), 557 nucleotides. It is a transcript of the gene RPL35, whose product is annotated as ribosomal protein L35. Gene Ontology annotation, molecular function: structural constituent of ribosome; mRNA binding. Gene Ontology annotation, biological process: maturation of LSU-rRNA from tricistronic rRNA transcript (SSU-rRNA, 5.8S rRNA, LSU-rRNA); translation. Gene Ontology annotation, cellular component: cytosolic large ribosomal subunit; ribosome. NCBI's taxonomy places the organism in Eukaryota, Metazoa, Chordata, Mammalia, Chiroptera, Molossidae. The record is from RefSeq and is a predicted model, not a curated record. The transcript is spliced from 5 exons. The coding region runs from base 1 to 519 and encodes 172 amino acids.
AUGACGAACGUUAAACCAGAAAUACCCAUUUUACAACUGCGGCGCCAUUGGCCGCGCCCACUGUCACCCGGCAGCAGUUGGGGAGGUCAGCCCCGCCCCUUCCUCUUUCUCUCCAAGCAGGCGGCGGUAGCGGCGGCUUGUUCAGUAAUGGCCAAAAUUAAGGCUCGAGACCUUCGGGGCAAGAAAAAGGAGGAGCUGCUCAAACAGCUGGACGACCUGAAGGUGGAGCUGUCCCAGCUGCGCGUCGCCAAAGUGACAGGCGGUGCGGCUUCCAAACUUUCUAAGAUCCGAGUUGUUCGCAAAUCUAUUGCCCGUGUUCUUACCGUCAUUAACCAGACUCAGAAAGAGAACCUCAGGAAAUUCUACAAGGGCAAGAAGUACAAGCCCUUGGAUCUGCGGCCCAAGAAAACACGCGCCAUGCGCCGCCGGCUCAACAAGCAUGAAGAAAACCUGAAAACCAAGAAGCAGCAGCGGAAGGAGCGGCUAUACCCUCUGCGGAAGUACGCGGUCAAGGCCUGAGCAUCAUGGGUCAAUAAAGCACAAACUGGCUGACACUG